AUGGCGGCCCACCCGAAUUAUUGUUUCUCAAACACGUUUGAGGAUGUUCUUGCAUCCUCUCUACAAUCACCAACAAACGAUUCCAUCGUCUUCAACCUCUCGAUCCUCAGAGACAAAGCCCAGCAGGUUCAAACCAUCGCCGACAUGUUCUUCACCCAAACACAAACUCAAUCCAUGACUUCUUCCAACUCAACCUCCGUUAACAUGGAGAACCUCGCCGGUUUGCUACAAGAAAUAAUCGUGAUCGCGUCUAACGUCAUGUUCUCUUGCCAAAACAUUGGUAGUACUCCUGUUACCAACCAGAUUGACAACACCCAUGAGUUUGAUCACCAGUUUGACCAACCAAACGACGUGUUUAAGUGGUCCGGUGGAGGAGUAGAGAAAAGUUUCGGCAGCGUUAACUUUAACACGAGAAACGAGGACAAUCUUUUAGAAAAGCGGAAAGAAUUGCAGGUUCAAAGAGAUAGACACAGUGGAACUGGGUACGACAUCAUAGAAAUGGAUGCAGCCGAUUUGUUAGCGAAAUAUACACACUAUUGUCAAGUGUGUGGUAAAGGAUUCAAACGAGAUGCGAAUUUACGCAUGCACAUGAGGGCGCAUGGAGACGAAUAUAAGUCUAAUGCGGCUUUAUCGAAUCCCCUAAAUGGUGGCACAACGGUGAAACCAGCAAGAAAGUAUUCGUGUCCGCAAGAAGGGUGUAGAUGGAAUCGUAAGCAUGAGAAGUUUCAGCCACUGAAGUCGAUGGUUUGCAUGAAGAAUCACUAUAAAAGGAGCCAUUGUCCGAAGAUGUAUUCGUGUAAGAGGUGUCAACAGAAGCAGUUCUCUGUGCUUUCGGAUUUAAGGACUCAUGAGAAGCACUGUGGGGAUGUGAAAUGGCGGUGUUCUUGUGGGACGACGUUUUCGAGAAAAGAUAAGCUCAUGGGUCAUGUUGGUUUGUUCAUAGGACAUACACCUGCAGAUGUUGAUACAAGUUCUUCGAACAAGAUUCAAUGA
Molecule: messenger RNA, 993 nt
Organism: Lactuca virosa
Lineage: Eukaryota; Viridiplantae; Streptophyta; Magnoliopsida; Asterales; Asteraceae
Source: the annotation of a GenBank genome assembly